Messenger RNA from Symbiodinium sp. CCMP2592, 1869 nucleotides. The record is from the annotation of a GenBank genome assembly. Lineage: Eukaryota; Dinophyceae; Suessiales; Symbiodiniaceae.
AUGUGUAGAGUUACACACCAAGCGACGAUGAGAACCGGGCAACUUGUGAGCAGUCAGUGGAUAUGUGAGCUCUUACCCGGGGCGUAUGUCAAGAUUUUGGAACUGGACACACAUACUACUGUUGGACGACAGCGGGCUUUGGUGAAGGCCCAGCUCUCCUACAUAAAAGGCUGGAUCAGCAUAAGAACCGCUAGGGGAAGUUAUUUGGUUGCGCGCAGCGCGGACGAUGAGCGUGGUUUGUUCGAUUUACCGGGCUCGAUGCACGUUUGUGGUUGUGAAAUGUCUGCAGAUCCCGGAGGCCUUGCCGGUGUUCUUAGGAACCUGGCCUGCCACAUAAAACGACAACCAGACUUUGGAACCUUGACAUCCGCUGAUUUCGUCAUGUCGCAGAGACUGCAAUCACUGUUCCGACUUGCCAGCGGAGGGGACACCGCAAGCCUGGACUCUCAGCGAUUGCGUUGGAAUUUAUGGGCAACGCUAAGCCCAAAUCGGAACUCGCCGGAAGGACUUGCAAUUCUUGCUGCUGUAUUGCUGCAAAUUCGCGAAUCCUUGCUUGAGCUGGACAAGGUGUUUAUGCGCUUGCACGAGGAAUUCGUGUGCUUGGAAGACACAGAUGCUGAGGUUUUGUUCAGUGCUACUGGUGAAACACAGGCGGCAGCUUCAAGGGCUAAGCAGAUCAGCGAAAAGUGUCGACGCAGUCAGGAAACGCUUGGUCUACCGAGUUCCUCAUGGUUUGAUCAUUUGCCGAAUCCGGUUUCUGUUGUUUCAGAUCUUGAAAGCCGGGAGCAGGCCCUUCUGGAGUUCCAGAGUGCGGUGACCAAGCUUACUUCCCAAAGGCGUGUUUUGGUAGCCAGAGUCAAGGCAGCAGUGGAAGCACGCGCAGCCACCGAAGCUGUGUCAGCGGCAUCGCUCUUGGCAGAUGCGCUUAGGCCUGACACGCGCUUGGAUUUCCCAUUGGUUACGGAGCUUUGCGAGCGAGCGACUAGUGACCCAGCCGAGCUGGCCGAAGUGGUUGACGCCCUGAGCUGCAUCCUGGACGAAAGCGUGCAGCUGCAGCAACGCUUGAAGGCAUUGACAGUCACAAAUGAGCUGAUGUAUGACGAUGCCGCUCGCCAGGCAUUCGCUCAAAAACCAGGAUUUUCGUCAGCCCUGAUGCACCCGAUAUCCUCGAUACCCAGUGACACAUGUCCCAGCAUUGCCUACGAUUUGGCAGCAGCCAAUGUCCAGCUGCUCACCACGGAAAUUGCACGCCGCAUAAGUGCAGAAACAAAUGUUUCGAACAGUGCCUGUUUGGCAGCAGCUGCAGCGAAAGCAGCAGCGCCACCAAGUCCAGGAGUGCCCAAGCCUUGGCUUGCGUCCGUUGCACACACCCCGGGUCGACAGACUGGACAGCCGGAGCAUCUGUCCUGGCCGCACACUCGUGAUGCACUGAAUGCUUUGCGUGCAAGCCUUCAGAGUGGAUCAGUUUCCACCCGAGAUGCUACGAGUGUGUUGGAUCGAAUUUAUCGCUGCCUGGACGAAGCAAUGCGUCGAAUAUCUCAAUUGAGGGCAUCGCUGGACCACACGAUCUCGCAGGAUGUUGGAGAACUCAUCGAGGAUCUUUCCUUGUCUGCAGCUCGCAUUAACUCGAGCGUGUUGGAAUGGAAGUGUCGUGCAGUCGAUGCCCUGGAUACAGCCGAUGAGUACGUUGAUGGUACUUCGCAGUGGUCCCCAUCAAGCAGAAGACAGCGCAGACUAUUAGGCAAAUUGUUGGACAGAGCUGAAAGCAUAGGCGACAGUUUGAACGCUUGCUUGACGAUCCUUUUGGCCCGACGUUCUCCGACGGACGUCUCCCAAGUUGCACUAGCCAAAGGCUGCCAGCGGUUUUAG